UUUGUUCUUCGAUUUGAUCACCAACUCUCACAUAUUUCGAAAUCCCAACACUUUGUUCCGUGUUAUCUUCUCUCUCUCAUAAUCCUUGAGUUUCACGUCUCAAGCUUGACCACUUCUGCAAUUCCCAGAUUGAUCUGUAAUCAUGGCUUCCAUGAGUUUCGCCUUGAAUCGCUUCUCUGGACUCUCCUCUAAAACCACCUUAUCAGCUGACUUCGAUCCAUCAUCUCGCCGGAGUUUUCUACCGCCGACUAGAGUUGGACUUAAGAUCUCUUCCGCCGCCGAAUCGGAGCCUGAUCUCAGUGUCACUGUAAAUGGCCUGAAAAUGCCCAAUCCUUUCGUGAUCGGCUCGGGUCCACCGGGUACCAACUACACCGUCAUGAAGAGAGCUUUUGAUGAAGGUUGGGGAGCCGUCAUCGCCAAAACCGUAUCAUUAGAUGCAGACAAAGUUAUCAACGUGACACCUCGAUAUGCUCGGCUACGAACUGGUUCCAAUGGCUCAGCCAAAACAGAUGUAAUUGGGUGGCAGAACAUAGAACUCAUCAGUGACCGACCUCUUGAAACCAUGCUCAAAGAGUUUGAGCGAUUGAAAAAAGAGUAUCCUGAUCGGAUUCUGAUUGCUUCCAUCAUGGAGGAAUACAACAAAACUGCUUGGGAAGAGCUCAUCGACCGUGUUGAGCAAACUGGUGUUGAUGCUUUAGAAAUCAACUUCUCGUGUCCUCACGGUAUGCCAGAGCGCAGAAUGGGUGCCGCUGUUGGACAAGAUUGUGUGCUUCUCGACGAGGUUUGCGGAUGGAUUAAUGCUAAAGCUACAGUUCCUGUAUGGGCUAAGAUGACUCCUAAUAUCACUGACAUAACAGAGCCUGCUAGGGUAUCUCUAAAAUCAGGAUGUGAAGGAAUUUCAGCUAUCAAUACAAUCAUGAGUGUAAUGGGAAUUGAUAUGAAGACGCUGCGUCCCGAGCCAUGCGUUGAAGGUUAUUCAACUCCAGGAGGCUACUCUUAUAAGGCCGUUCGCCCAAUUGCGCUUGCCAAAGUUAUGAAUAUUGCCAAAAUGAUGAAAUCUGAGUUCAGUGAGGAUCACUCGCUUUCGGGUAUCGGAGGUGUUGAAACUGGCUAUGAUGCCGCUGAGUUCAUUCUCCUUGGAUCAAAUACUGUACAGGUAUGCACCGGCGUGAUGAUGCACGGCUAUGGUCAUGUGAAAACCCUUUGCGCCGAGCUUCAAGAUUUCAUGAAACAACACAACUUCUCAACGAUAGAAGAGUUCAGAGGGCAUUCGCUGCAGUACUUUACAACACACACAGAUUUAGUUAAGAGACAGAAAGAAGCAGUUGAGCAGAGAAAAGCUGAGAAGAGAGGCUUGAAAUCUGAUAAAGAUUGGACCGGAGAUGGGUUCGUGAAGGAGACUGAGAGUAUGGUUUCUAACUAAGUUAGUAGCCUGAUGAAGUAGUGAUGACCACCCAAAUAUUCAAUAAAGGUUCUGCAACUUC
Molecule: messenger RNA, 1484 nt
Organism: Arabidopsis arenosa
Lineage: Eukaryota; Viridiplantae; Streptophyta; Magnoliopsida; Brassicales; Brassicaceae
Source: the annotation of a GenBank genome assembly